CCGGGUGCGGAGCAGCCACCACGGAGGAGAGGUAAUUGCUGCGUCUCUGAGGCGGCCGACCAGAGUCGCGAUGUUCCGGAUCGAGGGUCUCGCGCCAAAGCUGGACCCGGAGGAGAUGAAACGGAAGAUGCGCGAGGACGUGCUCUCGUCCAUACGGAACUUCCUCAUCUACGUGGCCCUGCUGCGAGUCACUCCAUUUAUCUUAAAGAAAUUGGACAGCAUAUGAAGACUGGCUCUCAACUGUGACUGCAUGAUUUGAAGAAGCCGACUACAGUUUGUCCUCCUGUCUGCAAAUGAAUAAGCUCAGAAAGGUGUAAGACUCAGAUUGAAUGGACAUAAAAAUUCUUCUUGUUCAGAACAAGUUGACUGUGGUAACUGACCUUCAUAGUUAAAAUAUAAAAUUAUUUGGAAAGUUUGAAAUGUCUUGUGGUCAUCGUGUGCCCUUAGGCCUGAAGUAAUUUGGCUUCUGAGAGUGUUGGUGUAAUGAUAACAUCAAACUCCACUUUCUAGCAAGUGUUAAUUAUAAGAGGAUUAUGUCUGAAAUAGCAGUCUGGUCAGUCAUUUCUGUUUACAUUUCUGGGUCCAGAGUAUAUCUGUGAAGCAUCUUCUACAAUUAGUUACAUUUUAUGGAAAUCAGCAAACAACCACGGUGACCUUUAAGCACAGGCCCUUCAGUCUUUAUUUUGAAUAAACAUACCAAUUGAGAAAA
Molecule: messenger RNA, 709 nt
Organism: Perognathus longimembris pacificus (Pacific pocket mouse)
Lineage: Eukaryota; Metazoa; Chordata; Mammalia; Rodentia; Heteromyidae
Gene: Tomm5
Product: translocase of outer mitochondrial membrane 5
Exons: 2
Coding region: 71-226 (51 amino acids)
Cellular component (GO): mitochondrial outer membrane translocase complex
Source: RefSeq, a predicted model, not a curated record